AUGAAACACAAUGCAGGAAAGCGUGCUCAAAUAGCUGCAGGUGUAAACAGAACUAUCAGGGAUACUCCUACUUCCUCGUGCUGGACAUGGACGAGGGAUCUAAAUAAUCUUGAAGAAGAGUAUGGAUUUGAUGGCCACAACCUCUCUACUCGAGUUGACUUGUCUGGUUUAGAAUCAACCGGAAGAGACUGCAAGCCUUGUGGCACAACCAUCAUUCCUUAUCCACUGAGCACUGGACCGGAUUGCGGUGACCCCAUGUACUUCCGUUUCAACUGCAGCAUCAUCACAGGCCAGGUUAGCUUCGUGGGACCGAAUGGCACCUUCUUUAGAGUUAUUAGUGUCAACCAAAGCGCACAAAGAUUCGCCAUCCAAACAAAAAAUGUGGAUUAUUGUGAUCUAAACAGAAUCCAAGGUCAGCAGCUGAACCCUCGAUUUCCAUUCAGUGUGACCAGAUGGUGCUAUGUUCACCCGGGAAAUUUUAGUUCUCAACUUUCAUCUGGAGAUACUAAUGCAGUAGAGUUAGGUUGGGAGCUGCCUCUGGAACCAACCUGUACAACAUCUGCAGACUGCAGGGGUUGGCCACAUUCAACUUGCAGUCCAGCAAGAGAUAGAAAGAAAAGAUGCCUUUGCAAUGCCAAUUAUCAAUGGAGUGGCUUUGACUUAAAUUGUACUCAAGGUGAGAACGCCAUGUUAGGCUAG
Molecule: messenger RNA, 699 nt
Organism: Prunus armeniaca (apricot)
Lineage: Eukaryota; Viridiplantae; Streptophyta; Magnoliopsida; Rosales; Rosaceae
Source: the annotation of a GenBank genome assembly